Messenger RNA from Aspergillus neoniger CBS 115656, 516 nucleotides. RefSeq lists its product as uncharacterized. The record is from RefSeq and is a predicted model, not a curated record. The coding region runs from base 61 to 396 and encodes 111 amino acids. Lineage: Eukaryota; Fungi; Ascomycota; Eurotiomycetes; Eurotiales; Aspergillaceae. The transcript has a single exon.
CUGGCGCGUUGGACAGGGUCCACCUGGUCUGCGGACCGUUCUUCUACGCUAUUCCUUUCCAUGACCGCUACUCCAUCCUUCCACAUGUGUUUUUAUUUUAUUUUUUUUUCCCUCUUCUCUCACACCUCUUUCUUUUUCUUCCCCCUGCCUUUAUUUUUUUUUACACCCACCACAUCCUCUCGUCGAGUCAGCAAUACUACACCAGAACAUACUGAAAUUUCACAGCUUUUUAUUUUGCUGAAGAUGGUCCACACAUUCUGUCUUAAUCGUUCUAUCUCAGUAAAUAUUGAGACAAUAGAAGAUACAGUACCACCCAUAGUAUCGUUCCCCCCCCUCUCUUCUCGAAAUGGUGGAUCGACCAAUUACCCUUCCCAAACCGUCUGGUACUACUACUAGUAUUCAUUUGCCCGACGACGGAGCCUGGGUUCCAUGGUGAUUCUAGCACCCACGACAAAUUAAUUGCCCGCGUGGUGAUUAUCUCCAGCAGAACCAAUGAUAGUAUCCAUCAUGGAGACU